Messenger RNA from Zalophus californianus (California sea lion), 5091 nucleotides. RefSeq names its product tetraspanin 9 (gene TSPAN9). The coding region runs from base 578 to 1570 and encodes 330 amino acids. Gene Ontology annotation, cellular component: membrane. The record is from RefSeq and is a predicted model, not a curated record. Lineage: Eukaryota; Metazoa; Chordata; Mammalia; Carnivora; Otariidae. The transcript is spliced from 7 exons.
CGGUGGCAGCUGCGGCGGAUCCCUCGGCACUGCCCGCCGCGCGCCCGGGCAGCCCAGGGCCGGCGAGCAGCUCCGCAAAGUCGCGGAGCGAAAGGAGGAGGAGCGCCAGCAAAGUGGUCGGGCUCCGUGCUAGGGCUGGGCAAAGAGAGGUGUGCCCGGGGACCUGGAUCCUGGCGCCCUUGUGCCUCGCGUGGAGCGGCCAGUGCACCCGGGAGGCGAGCUGACGCUCUGGAAAGAAAAAUCAAAUUGCAGCCUCCCCAAAGACGUUAAGUUACGCAGACCAGCCAGUUCCCGGAGAGCGUUCGCGAGCGCGCGUAGAGCCGAAGCCGCGCCGUGCCGUGCCGCGCCGCGCAGCACCGCAGAGCCCUCCCGGGCCAGUCGGCUGGGAGCGGGGCGCCGUCCGAAAGGCAGCGGCCCCUGAGCACGGGGUCUGGCCGGGAGUGCGCCCCGGUGCAGAGAGGGGGCGUGCAGGGCUCCGCCAGCCCGCCUGCAGCCCGCGCCCGACUUGGGUGCCCCCUCCGUCCCACUCCGGGAGCGAUGCCCCCCGCCCCUCGCGCCCCCCGGGAACGACGCGAGCAUGGAGAAGUCGAGUAGCGAGGAUUCUUCGAUCCACCGGAGUCCAUCUUUGGACAGCAAGGACUCGGACUUUGCCAAGCCGUCCACCUCGGGCCGCCCGUUCGGCCGCGGCUUCACGGCCGGCGCCUUCUACGGCACCGCGGGCUCCCGGGGACAGAGCCGCGCCGAGGCUGGCGUCAAGACUGACAAGUACCAUGCCCCCAAAGGCAGCAAGUACGUGGUGUUUUACCUGGACCUGUCCUUUGUUUUUCUCCUAGAAUUUAAGAAGUGCAACAUGGCCAGGGGCUGCCUCUGCUGCUUGAAGUACAUGAUGUUCCUCUUCAAUUUGAUAUUCUGGCUCUGUGGCUGUGGGCUGCUUGGAGUGGGCAUUUGGCUAUCCGUGUCCCAAGGCAACUUUGCCACCUUCUCCCCCAGCUUCCCCUCGCUGUCUGCAGCCAACCUAGUCAUCGCCAUUGGCACCAUUGUCAUGGUGACGGGCUUCCUCGGCUGCUUGGGGGCCAUCAAGGAAAACAAGUGCCUCCUCCUCAGUUUUUUCAUCGUCCUGUUGAUCAUCCUCCUAGCAGAGCUGAUCCUGCUUAUCCUCUUCUUUGUCUACAUGGACAAGGUGAAUGAGAACGCCAGGAAGGACCUGAAAGAGGGCCUGCUGCUGUACAACACAGAGAACAACGUGGGGCUGAAGAAUGCCUGGAACAUCAUCCAGGCCGAGAUGCGCUGCUGCGGCGUCACCGGCCACACGGACUGGUACCCGGUGCUGGGGGAGAACACGGUGCCCGACCGCUGCUGUGUGGAGAACUCCCAGGGCUGUGGGCGCAACACCACCACCCCUCUGUGGAGAACGGGCUGCUACGAGAAGGUGAAGAUGUGGUUUGAUGACAACAAGCACGUGCUUGGCACGGUGGGGAUGUGCAUCCUUAUCAUGCAGAUUCUGGGCAUGGCCUUCUCCAUGACCCUCUUCCAGCACAUCCACCGGACUGGUAAAAAGUACGACGCCUGAGCCGGCUGGCUGGGAGCACCCCGGCCCCCACACGGACACUGUGCCGGGGAAGAAGAUUUGAGCUUUGUGUUGCCUGCCCGCGCCCUUCAGACUGCUGACCCCUGCGCCCAGCUCCCCAGCCCGCCGGCCCCCAGCCCACCCCGCCUCAGCCUACUUGGUGGGUGGAGGGCCAGGGAGGAGGAGGUGUGGAGGAGGCACACACAGACCUUGGGUGCUGGGGGCGCCUGGAUUCCUGCAUCUGUGUAUUUGCCAAAGAAGACGGGGUGGGCCGGGUUCGUGCUCCAGGAGCCCCCCAGCACGGAUGCAUUUCUGCCCCUGCCCUUCCUCGCCCUGACACUUUGUCCCUGUGGGGGUGGGGAGCACAGUGCUCCCCCCCCCGGUGGAGAGACUGCCCAGUGGAGGCCACUGGCGUCCACGGCCACCCCCGGGGGAGGGCUGGUGGGGGCGGGGGUCCGACCACCUCUGGGCGAGGCCCCUGGGAGCAUCUUGCCCAGGCUUUUUAUACCUUACAGUGUACCUUUUUUUAUUUUAUUUUACUCUGAUUAUGGUUAUUCAGGAAUAUUAUCUCUCAGAUAAGUUUAGGGUUAGCUUUCUGAUUUAUAACUUUUUACUGCGUUGAUUUCUGUAAUGGUUUGAUUUUUUUUUUUUUUUUCCCUGAGGGUGGGGACGGGUGGGGAGAGAGGAUGUCCGUCAGGUUUCAAUCGGGACAAACCACUGUGCCACGCCCAGGAGGCCCCGCGGUGAGGCGCACCAGGCCCUGGCUCAGGACGCGCUGAGCAGGAGGGAGAGUGGGCCAUGCGGUGGGGGCUGGGCGUCCAUGGCCCCGGGGGGCCUGGAAGAGGCGCAGGCUGGUGGGGGGGGGGCAUCCUGUGCAGGGGUGAGGCGUUUGCUGGUGCCGGCGGCAGUUGGGGGUCCUCUGGGGGGCUGGCGCAGUGCUUCACCAGGAACGUGGCCAGGGCUCUUGUGGGUCCUUAUGCUUCACUGAUGGGCAGUCUUUCUUGUUUCCCUUCUUCCUCCCUCCUGCCCUCCGCUGGUAUGGGAGGCUCCCCCUUCCGCCCCAUGCGGGCAUUCCCGCGACAGGUUCUGCAAACCCCAGUUACUUUCACAGACAUUCCUGCUAGAAACUCUCGGACAAAUACCUCUCUAGUUCAGAUGCUGCUCACUUUCUCACAUUGCUUCUGGAAGGGGAAGCGGUCCUUAUGUUUUGCUGCUCAGACAGUGGCAGAGGACCCGUGACCAUCAGGAGGGGAAGGUGGAGCUGGGGCCCACGAUCAUUCCAGCCACAUCCAGCCACAUUCACUGGGCGGCAGGGUCCCUGCUGGGGGUGGGGGGUGGGGAGGAAGAUGGCCCUCGGGCCCCAGGACCCUCAUCCCCUUCCUUGGGGUUUACUGAUAGUGGAGUGGUGGCACUCAUGUCCUCCAUGGCCCCCAGGAGAAGCCCAGAGAGGACAACUGGGUCUUGCUACAGUUGCCCGAGGAAGCAGGCAGCCUAAGUCACGGAAUAGGAGCUGAACAGGCAGGGUGGGGCGUCUGACUGCAGCAGGGACCCCCAUAGGACUUAACGCUGGCCUGACGGAGUGUUUUUGCAGUUUGAAAAAAAUAAAGUCAAGAAUUUACGCGACUGAGCUCGAAAAGGCUAUCCACAAGCCAGCUAGGGUUGGUGCCCUUCCCCAGCGGGGCCUCGCGUGGGGCAUCCGCCUUUUUCCUGCACCAUUUGGCUCGGUCUCUUGAUUUCCCACCAAGCCCAUAUCUCCUCUCCAGCCUCCACUUGGCUGUUCCAAAAGCUGAGACCUGGCCCCCCAGCCAGCAACACCUCCACUCGCCUAAGUAAAAUACAGUCGGGACCAGAAGUAUAGAACUUUUGGUGUGUUCAGGAUUCCAGGGUUUGGGGGGUGGGGCGUGGAGAGUAGGGUGGUCUCAGCGAGUCAGGCAGAGUAAAGACCACCCCCCUGAGACAGGCGCAGAGGUGCCCCUGGGGAAGCUGGGGAGGUGGGUCCUUGGGUGGAGGAUGUGGCAAGCACACGCGUGAGCCAAACUGCCCUCCCAGGUCUUCUGGAGCUGCUGUGUUCCUGGUUAGGAGCUGCAGCUGCCGCCCCGGGGCCUCCCCCCUGCAGGACACAGAACAGACAUGUCAUCACACUGGGGACAGUCGCCUGGUGGGACUCGAUGCAUAAGGACCCCUUGCUUGGGGGUGGGGGUGGGAUGGGGCAGGUUCGUUCAUGCCUAUCAAUGCAAUUUCAAUUUUUGUUCAAAUCCAUAGCAAAAGCCUAACACCUGGGGGGGGGGGGAUGUGUAUAGCCUCCCUGGCAAUCUUACAUUUUGGAGCUUCAGGGGUGUCCUCUGGCCCUGGAGCCUCGGCUGCAGUCCCCUUCUCCCUGCCAGCACCCUCUCCCCUCAGCUGUCCGCCUUGUCCAUAGUCUCCCAGACUGCCUUCCUGCCUCACCCCGUGCUUGGCUGUGUAGGCGUUUGAGGCUCCCCUGGGUGGAAGGCAUGAGUGGUGGGGGGUGCUCUUCCAAGCCCCUUGCCCUUCCUGCAGGGUGGUACCCACAGCCCACAGAAGGCCACGCCGCAUGGUGUCUGUGUGGUGGCCCCGUGGCCCCAUGUCUUUUCAGUUUCUCCUGACUGUGAUCUCAUUGGGGCAGGGUUACCUGAAUGAACCCUCUCACCUGGGGCUUCACUGGCCAAAAUCUGAGUUCAGUUAGCUCUGAUGCAGGCAGUUUACAGAUUCGACUUAGAAGGUCAAGGUUCUGUAGACAGCUUCAAGGGAGUGCCGGCUGGAGACCUGGUCUUUUCCUGCAGCCAUCUGGCAGAGGAGGUGGGCGAGCAGGGACUGAGAAUUACCCUUGUGGGGGGGGGCUUGUAGCAGGUGUUGGGGGCAAGUCUCCACCUCCACGGCCCAGCUGGAGCACUGUCCCCGCCUCUCCCCACCAGCAUGGGCCUACAUCAUGGGCUCUCACUCCAGGAAGGUGGCUGACCCCACCCCAGACCCUCACGCGGAUGUUCUGGUUUGACUUGGACCCGGGUGGCCAUCCCUCCUUGCUUUGGUGGCCCCAAAACAGUCCAGGUGGCUGGAAAUGACUGUCCCCGCCUCUGCAACCCCCUGCCCACCCACACUGGUGGAGGUGCUAACUAGCAGGGACCUGGUGUAGGACAGGAGCUGGGUGCCGGGUGCCUGGAGCCCCCCGCUUUGUCCCUCCGCCCUUCCCCAUCCGGCCUCCCGUGGUCCUGGACUCCCAUCUUGUUCCUCUGCGCCUCAGUGAGGCAGUGGUCCUGGCAGGUCCUGGCCUCCCUGCCCCUUCUGGGCCCCCGAGGGCUGGAGCCAGGGGCUCAUGCCCACACCCUGCCCAGCCCUGGGAGCGCGGGAGCGCGGGAGAGCAGGGCCAGCUCACUUGUUGGGUUCGGAUGCAUUUUUCCUGCUUGCGAUGCCGUACCUGUGCGCUUCCUUCAUCCUGGUUCUGGCUUUCUUGAACACCAUGUUUUUAGCAUGUUUUUAAAUAAAAACUGAUAACGUGUCAAAAGCAC